UACAAGCUAUGGUGACCAGGUAUUUGCGGCACAGUUGUUAAAAAUGAAAACUUUUGCUGUAAAAAUCAAAUGCUAAUUUUACGCUUUAACUGGUCACCUCUUUUAAAGACAAUUCUGUAGCAAUUGUGUUUUUUCCAGAAAAAUUAUUGACCAACUUUUCCUCUUUACUCAGAUAUCUGAUGAUGAGUUCUCAGACAACACAGAUUAUGAAGAUAUCGACUAUGUUCCGGACUCAACUGGCUAUUCUUCAGACACAAGUGUUCAUAGUAAGGAACUAAGUGAGACAGACAAUUCUCAACAAAAACUAUUAAAAGACAUUUCCUUGGAGAUGGCUACAGCACACAGUCAGGAGAUCACUGAUUCUCAUCGUUCUUCAGUGAUAAGUUGUAGUGCAGACUCGACAGAAAACAUGUCUCACAAUGACUGCUCCAUAAAAGUUGCACCCUUGCUAAGAAGAGGAAAAGAAAGCAAGUAUAACAAAAAACAAUAUUGUCUGUAUUGUAAAAAACCCAUUUCCAAACUGGCAAGACACCUUGAAAGUGCACACAAAGACAAACCUGAUGUUGCUAUGGCUUUCAGUUUAGGUAAAAGAUCACGCAAAAGGAGAGAGCUGUUACGGUCCCUUAAAAAGAAGGGAAACUUUGAACAUAACGCGGCUGUGACAGUCAAAGGUGCUGGAGCAUUUGUUGCCUGUCGAAGACCCACAGUAGAAAAGCAAUCUCAUGAGUACCGUCACUGCAGGUAUUGUCAGGGGCUAUAUGCAAGAGAAAGCCUUUGGAGACACGUGAGAAGGUGCCCUCAGAAACCCAUUGAAGAAGGGUCUCCGACUGGACGAAAGCGCAUACAACUUGAAAUGCCAAAACCUGAUAAAGUUCAUGAGGCUGUUUGGAAAAUUGCAUGUGAAAUGAACCAGGAUGACAUCUCCAUGGUUGUAAGAAAUGAACCAGACAUUCUGCAUCUUGGUGAGUCCUUGUACAAUUGCAGGAAACCAAAUGAAAAAAGGAAUGAUUACAUUCGGCAAAAAAUGAGAGAGAUGGCGAGGCUUUUGAUGGCAGCUAGAGCUACAACACCUGUGAAGAGGACAGAAGACCUUGUAAUGCCCAGAAACUUUCCUCAUGUGAUACAGGCAGUCAGAGCUGUUGCUGGUUAUGAUGUGAGAAGCAACUCUUACAAAGUCCCUUCCUUGGCUCUAAAAUUGGGGCACAGUUUAGCCAAAGUUGCAGGAAUUGUUGAGUGCCGAGCUAUCAUUGCACAUCGCCUCGAUGUUGCCGAGUCAGCCAAGCAGUUUGUCACUCUAUAUCAGAAAAAAUGGGCAGAGUUGAUUUCAUCUGCUGCGCUGGGCACACUUCAACAAGCCAAAUGGAAUAAACCCCAGCUUUUGCCAUUCACACAAGAUGUGUCAUUGCUGCACAAAUUUCUUGAGACUGAGCGUGCUAAGUGCAUGAAGGCCAUGGAAGAAGAGCCAAAUAACAUAAACUUUGGAAAUCUUGCCAAGUUAACUUUGGCACAGGUUGUACUAUUCAACAGAAAACGGCAAGGGGAGGUUUCAAAAAUGGAGCUCAAGGCUUUCACUUCCCGUGGUUCCACAGAGUUGAAUCCUGACAUUAUGAUGUGCCUCAAUGAGUUGGAGAGGAAGCUCGCAAAGCACUUUGAUAGAGUUGAGAUUCGUGGCAAGAGGUCAAGAAUGGUGCCUGUGCUUUUGACACCUGACAUGAUCACAGCAAUAGACCUCCUGGUGAAAAACAGGAAUGACUGUCAAGUCCCCACUGAGAACGUGUACUUAUUUGCACGUCCAGGUGCACUUUCCCAUUACAGAGGCUCUGACUGUCUGCGCAACUAUUCAAACCAAUGUGGCGCAAAGAACCCUGAGGCACUCACAUCAACAAGAUUGCGGAAACAAGUUGCCACUUUAUCCACAGUGCUAAAUCUGAAAGAGAAUGAAAUGGAUCAACUCGCUACAUUUCUUGGACAUGACAUCCGAGUCCACCGAGAAUUUUACCGUCUUCCAGAGAGCACCCUACAGCUGGCAAAAGUCAGCAAACUGUUGAUGACGAUGGAGAAAGGAAAACUAUCAGACAUGCAGGGGAAAGGACUGGAUGACAUAGAGAUACAUCCCGAUGACCAGGUUGUCACAACUGACGACGAUUCUGAUGAGGAAACGAUCGCUGACCUACACCAUCAAGAAGGUUCAAGUACUGAGACUUCUGGGGAUCCAAGCUUAACCCCUGACUUAAACACAUUGAGCAACAUGGAGCCCACUUUAGAUCCAGUCAUGUUGGACUGCUUGGAGUCCACUUCCAGAAAAACCAGCACUGAACCAACUGAUUCCCAGCAGAACACCGCACCUAAAGCCAGUACAGCUUCUUUAAAGUUCUCCAAUAAAAAGAAAGCUGGGAAGGGGAGAAGCAAGUGGAGAGAUGAGGAAGUAACUGCAGUUGAACGACACCUGUUACCGUUCAUCACUGGUUUCAAGGUACCAGGUAAACGGGACUGUGAGGCGUGCCUCCAGGCAGAGCCAGUAGCUCUAAAGGACAGAGACUGGGCUGCUGUCAAAUUCUAUAUUUACAACAGAGUGGUGGCAUUAAAAAGAAGAUUGAACAAAUAGAACUGUAAAAUUGUGACAGAAAUUCUGAGGUGCACUUUUAUUUUUGAUGGACAUUUGAAUGUAUUUUUUUUAAGUAAAUUUUUGCAAGUUUGGUUAAAUUUUAUUUUUUUUAUAUGUGAACAUAUUUUUUCAGCAGAGUUUUAUAUAAAGAAUCUUCUCGCAAUUAAUGUGACCAGCAAUUUUUUUCCCCCAGCCAGCAUGUUGAAAUAUGCUGUGGCAUUGUUUGAUUUAUGUUACUAAAGCAAUGUUCAAUACAUAUUGUAGUUUGAGUUAUGCAAUUGUUUAUUGCAAUUAAAAGACAAAAAACAAA
Oryzias melastigma (Indian medaka) is the source of this 2915-nucleotide messenger RNA. RefSeq lists its product as uncharacterized. Bases 329 to 2605 code for a protein of 758 amino acids. The record is from RefSeq and is a predicted model, not a curated record. Lineage: Eukaryota; Metazoa; Chordata; Actinopteri; Beloniformes; Adrianichthyidae. The transcript has 5 exons.